Lymnaea stagnalis (great pond snail) is the source of this 8759-nucleotide messenger RNA. The record is from the annotation of a GenBank genome assembly. NCBI's taxonomy places the organism in Eukaryota, Metazoa, Mollusca, Gastropoda, Lymnaeidae.
UUACAUUUGCUGUGUAUUCUUACUUUGCUGUGGCCUUACUGGGACAACAGUACCUGGAUCCUAAACAGAAGCAUAAGGGUUACGAUGUUGACUUUUAUGUGCCAGGUUUCACCAUUCUCCAGUUCUUGUUUUAUAUGGGCUGGCUUAAGGUAGAUCAAUACAUCUUUAUUAUUUUAUAAUAACAUCAAUCAUUGUGAGCAGCAUUUUAUUCAGACUGCCAGUAAUUAUUUCUUUUUGUUAUGUUCAACUUAUUUGAAGUAAGUCAUAUUUAACCAACAAUUGGGUUAACUAUGAGUUUAAAUUUAAAGCUAUUCACUUUUUUUAGCUUAAAUGUGAAGCACAGCUUAGCUGUCCUUGACAUUUUCAUCUAUCAAAAUUUGAAGGAGUAAAACUUUGAAUAUGGGUUUUCUAAACAACAAAAGGAAAUGUGUUUCAAAAGCAAUGUUAUUUAAAUAUUUCAAUAAAAGUUGAAAUUAAAAAAGCAAAAUUAAUUUGAAGAAACUUUUUAAGUACUAUUCAAGGCUUGAAGUUGUCAUAUUAUUAAAAGUUUUAAAGACUUAUAAAAAUAUGUGUUUGAAACAAUAUUUGGAGAAAAAAAAAGUUUUCUCCCAAUUGUGGGUUUGAGUCAUAUAUUUAUUUAUAGACUCAUUAGCACUGUGUUAAAGGAAGCUGUUAAUAGAGGCUUUCAGACAAUUCAUUCAAUCAGAAUCCACAGGUGAUCCUUUAACAACUUGCUCCAGAGACCAGACAUAACAAAGGAUACCAUUUUCAACUUUUGAUAAGAGGACACAGUCAUGUUUAUCAUGUUGGUCUUGAUUAACAGAUGCAUGUCAUUUUCAGGUUGCUGAGCAAAUGAUCAACCCAUUUGGUGAAGAUGACGAUGAUUAUGAUAUAAACUGGUUGUUGGAUAGACACACUGCUGUGAGUAAAGAUUCAAGAGAUAACCAGAUAUUUUUUUUUAUUUUACUCACACAGACUUAAUAAUUUUUGGAAUUUUUUUAAAGAACCUUUUUAUGUGGGUAAUGUCAUUUUUGUUUCUGUUUAUUGACCAAUAAUUGCAAUAACCUCAUAGACAUAGAUCAGCAAAGUUUUACAAGGCUGUCAUUAAAUUUUUCAUAUAUUUCAGGUAGCAUUUUGUUUGACUGACCACUGUUAUGGCAAGCAUCCAACUUUGGUCAAGGAUCAAUUCUGGGAUGACCUGGCCGCUGAUGUCCCAUACACAGAGUCAUCGUUAGGAUCCAUCCGACCUAACUUCUUAGGAACCACUUUUAACAUUGAGUGAGCUGAAAUCUUUUUAUUUUAAAUUUGCUCUACACAUGACUCUAACUGAAUCAAGCUUUAUAAUAUAAUCCAAUGGUGGCUUAAUAAUACAUAAUAAUCAAUUAUUCUUAUCAAUUUACUUAUAGUCUUACAGAUAUUUUGCUUCAAUAUAUUGAAAAGGAUUCUCACUUGAAAUGAAAUUUCAGUAUUAGUUAUCAUUAAGAAAACAUUAACAUUUUAAGUUGUUCCACUUGAGCAGACCUGUUUACUCUUCCGAUUUUGGCAUAGAAUGUACUAUUUUGAGGUGUAUACAUUAUAUAUACUGUAUGUUUAUUUUUUUACUAUUAAGAUAAUGUAUUGAACAAUUUUGUGUUGAUAUUGUACACCUUUAAGAGUUUGAGGGUAAACAGAUCUGCUUGAGGUUUUUCCUUCUGCCUCUGCACCAUUGUCUGAAACAAUGUGUGUUUUAUUUAUAUAAUUCUCAUUAAUAUCAAUCUUUUAUAAUUUGUAUUUGUUUUUUGAAAACUUUUCAAUAUUAAUUUAAUUGCUCAGCUCUAGCCUUGAGUCUGUGAAUUUGGUAUUAUAUGUGGUUGUUUCUCUUAGGCGGCCUACAUUAGAACAAGAAAAAAUGGUUGCCUCAGAUCACGAAGAUGUCAAUAACACCAACUGGGCUAACAGGUCAGUGUAACAGAGAAUUAAAAUGAUGUAGUAAAUUGUUUGAUAAAACUUAUAAAAAUCAGAUUUAUUUGAUGAAUUAUUUUUUUAUUACAUAAUGUUGUCAGUUUAAAUAAUUCUCAACAUCCACUUCAAAAAGUCAUUUUCUCUCACAAUGUAUAAUUGUCCAUUGGCAAAAGCAUUUUUAUAAAUCUUGGAAGUUAUCCAUGAGGACAGGGCUGUUAUAAUAGUUGUCUUCUUUAGUAAAUAAAGGAAACAAAAUUGCCAGUUUUAAAUUAUGAAAAUAAUUUAUUUGAACUGUUGCAAUUAUAUAUAAACUAGCAGAGGCUAGGGUUAACAUAUAAUUAAACAGCUUUUUUUUCUUUUAUUUAAUGGUAGAGUUUUAUGAUUCAUAUAUAAAUGUGGCAAAUUUUAAUUUUUCUUUGCCACAACUGUGGCUGUUUUGGAAAAAAAUUUGCCCACCCCAGUCUAGGAAUGAAUAUUCAUAAUGAGAGCCUACAUUUCACAACAUUCAGACGUCAAGUAAAUUAACACCCAACACAAUGUUCUCAUGUAAUGAGCAAAGCUAUCUUAUGCACAGUGCACAGUAAAGAUGUUCAUUUCAGUGCACCAAUAAAACCUUACAUUAAACUUCAUGACUGACCUAGCCGCAACGCAAAAUAAAGUGUGUUUUUUAUUUGUAUAGCUCAUAUAAGGAAAAACAUAAAUAUAUGAUGCUAGGCAUUUCCCAUGGACUAAAAUGCAUUUCUUCCAUCUAGACAAUCUCAGGAAUGCAUCUUAAAUAAGCAUUGAAAGUAACACUCGCCAUAUUUUCUUCUCUUUUGCUCCGUCAUCACGUCAGAUCCGGCAGAGGGAAAGGCUCAAUAACUGGGUCACUGCUGUCCCUGCUACAUCGCCCACGAAUGCAUGGCUCAGAGGUUACUCUGGAAUCACAAGGAAGUGGUCAUGGAAAGUUUUAUGCCAUGCCUAAUGGAAGAGCCACUAGAUAUUCAACAAUCAGUAGAGAGAAUGAGGAGAUGAGAAGGUCCUCUGUGGACCUGCCGGUAAUGGCUGAGGCAGACAGCGGAGAGAAUACUACAUUUCAGGUGCUUGGGGCUUGGCUCACUAACCCAAUAUUUACCGUUUUUCUAAAAAAUUGUUUUUAUUUUAAGACAUUGUAAGACUUUAAAAUAAUUUCAUGUGUUCAAUUCCAUUUUUAAGUCAUUUUUUUUCUUUCUUUUCCUUAUAAAAGUCUCUUUAUGUCAUAAUUUAGCUUUUGAACAAAAAUUAUUAAUUUAACUUAAGGCAGAAAUCAUAUCUGAACACAAAAUUGAUACUUAAAAAAAAAGUUAUUUUAUAUGAGCAUUGUUUUAUGCAACUGGUUUUAAUUGUUAAUAAACUUUCAAGCUGUGAUACAUUAAAUCAUUGUUUCAAUUAUUCAGUUACUUCAUAGCUGGUAAGGAGAUAUUGAAAGAUUUUAGCAUAAACUAGCAUUAGCAUUUCUUUACCUUCUCUUUGCUUGCUGUGAGUUAGAUAUUUUUUGUAAUCCCUUUCUUUUAAAACCAAAAACUGUAUUAGCACUGUCAGAGAGCGAUGGAGUUUUUUAUAUAAUCUUUAUACAAUCACAUUUUUAUUAGGUGUUCCUAGAUCUCUUAAGUAGUCUUUUUCUAUUAAUAUUUUCAAUAUUUAUUUAUUUCUUCGCUAACACUUUAAAAUUUAAAUAGCAAGUAACAAAAUUUUUCUUCUUAAAACCAUAAAUGAAAAGGCUUUAUCCAUGAAACAUAUUUUUUAAAAUCAUGGUACAAAUAUAAAACAAUGCAAUUUAAAGAAACAGUUUAUAUUAGGGAUACUUUAUGAAAUUUUAAAUAAAGUUUUUAAAAAUAAUUCUAAUACUUUAUUAUUGAUAGACUUCAAUGAUCAUUAUUAACCCAAAGCCAAGGGAUAGCCAGUAAACUUAAGUAUAUAAAAAGUAAGAGAAAAAAUUAUUUCUGUAAUCUGUGUACUGUAACUCUUGCUGAGAGAUAAGAUCUUGAAACAGAAGUUUAAUGUUGAAAAAAAAAAAAAGGACUUUAACUUUAAACAUAAAAUAUUCACUAGUUAUUUUUUACAUUUUAUAUUGUUAGUUGUCUUAUACUACAAGAAGUUAACUAUUUCUACUUUUUCAAAUAAACAAUUUUAGUUUAUGAAUUAAUGGACAAGAAAUUUAAGACUCAACUUAAAUUUGCAUUCUCCUUUUAAAAAUGAAAAUAUGUCUGUAGUAUCUAUCAUGUAUUUUUUCUCCCACUUUUUCCAUCCAUAUAAAUUGCAAACAUUGUUACUUUCAACUUUUCUUUUAAUAUUAUUAUAACCAAAGAUAUGUAACUUAAGAAUUUAACAAGGUAGACAUUAGACUGUAUAACAAAUUUUGCUUUAUAAAAUAUAUGAGUUAAAAGUCUAUUUAUUUCUAAUUGUUUUUAGUCAUUUAAGGUAUUCAGCACCACCACCCUACCCACUCACAGCAAAAAAAAAAAAAAAAAAAAAAUUAGAACUAUUUGUAAUUAGGAUUUCAAAAACUUAUAGCAAAUAAAUUCAAGGUGUUAUUUCAAAUUAUUUUUAUUGGCUAUAGGGAAUGACUUUUAUUAAUUUAAGCAAAGUUCUAUUCAGGAAGGAAUGAUUAUAUUUUUUUAAAAUAUAGGAUCAAAUCUUUUGCCCCUCUAAGUUACAAAAAAAUAAAUAUAAUUGAAGUUCAUUUACUUGUUAGUGUUAAAGAUUUUAAAACUAUCACAUUGCAUCAGUUGUGCUCUGUGACAUUUAACUCUGUUUACAUGAAAUUCUGACAAAAACUUAUUUAUUGAUGAACUCUUAUUUCAGUUGAGACAAAGGGCCAACACAGACAGUGAAUUUAUUGAGAUUGAAAGUAAAUCUAGGAAAAUGAGUCUGCCAUUCCAGAUUAAUCUCUUCUCCAAGCCCAAAAUUUCCCCCAAAAGCAACAGGUAAGUAAAGCAGCCAAUUUAUCACUCUUUAUUAUUGUUUUUUAAAUUUUUAUUUUAGAUUUUUUUUUCAAUUUCACUAAGGUCAGCAGAAUUUAAAUGUUAGAAAAUAAAAGCUCUAACUUUGCUAUUAGUAUUAAAAUCCUCCUUUAGAGUAACCAUUUAGAACAAGAUAAAUUUUUUUUAUUGAAGUUCUGAUUAUGUUUAAUGACUAAUGAAAUUUCUUAACUAUUCAUAAAUGUAUCAUUACUAAUUAUAAGUAGGUAUUCUGAACUGCUAACUUGUUUCAAAAUUGUCUCAGCAACCCUGUCAUGAAAAGCUGGUGAUUACACGAGACAUUCAAUGUUUGCCAUCAAUGGUUUCCUCCCUCUCCACCAACUACCCUUAAAUAUCAAAAUCUUAUGAAAAUCCUCUCGUGAUAUCAUUUUGAGACCCUAUAAGUUUGCUCAGUCGUUGGGGCUGUUGGUUUUAAAAGUCCAUAGAAAAAUAUUUGAGAAUUAUUAAUACAACAUACGAUUAUUAUAUUAGGUUCACUGUUGAACCAGUAAAAGACCCAGAUUCAGAGACUGAAUCAGCAAACAAAACUCGCAGAACUGGGCAUGUUACUGCACCAUUCCAGAAUAUUGAUAAAGUCUCCAGGUAUGUUGUGAAACAAUAAGGAUCAGGGAAUAAUUCUGCAUGCUCCCUGUUAUCACAUCAUAUCCCAGUUUUUUUUUAUCAAAGUGUCCUGUCACAUUCCAAUGUCACUGCAAGACAGAAAGAGCCUGGCAUUAUGCUCAAUACAUGAAUAUUUGUAGGGCAUCAUUAAACAAUACAUUGUUUUCAUCUUAAGUUGUAUACUAUCAUCUGAUUCAUUGCUAUACAUCAUCACAUGGUGACAAUAAUGAUUCACUGUGGUAUAUCAUCAAUUGGUUACGGCAUGGUUCACUGAAAGAAAUGAUAAUAGAAUGGUUUAUUGCAGUACAUCAAUACACUAUGUUUCAAUGUAGUGCUUCUAUACAAUGGCGGUAAUGUUGUUCAUUUUAGUCAAUCAUGACAUGGUGACAAUAUUGUUUAUUUUAGUCAAUCAUGACAUGGUGACAAUAUUGUUUGUUUUAGUCAAUCAUGACAUGGUGACAAUAUUGUUCGUUUUAGUCAAUCAUGACAUGGUGACAAUAUUGUUCAUUUUAGUCAAUCAUGACAUGGUGACAAUAUUGUUUAUUUUAGUCAAUCAUGACAUGGUGACAAUAUUGUUCAUUUUAGUCAAUCAUGACAUGGUGACAAUAUUGUUUAUUUUAGUCAAUCAUGACAUGGUGACAAUAUUGUUUAUUUUAGUCAAUCAUGACAUGGUGACAAUAUUGUUUAUUUUAGUCAAUCAUGACAUGGUGACAAUAUUGUUCAUUUUAGUUAGUACAUCACUAUAUGUUAAUAUGGCUUAAUAGCUGUAAAUCGUUAAAUGACCAUAACUAAUUGUAAGCGUCUUUGACCGGGAUACAGCGUAAGUAAAUGAAUUUUUAUUUUGUCUUAUAAAUCAAAACAGAUGGGUUCUAACAAGUUUUAAUCAUAAUUGAUCACUAUGGGAUAUCUAAAUUUUUUUUUUAAAUUUAAUUUUUCUAACAAAGAAUUCCAGAGCUUUCAGCCAUUGAAGAAGGUAACACCAUCACCAGCCUGUCACAGAUAAGGGCGGCUAUUAAAAAAGCCACUUUUGAUGAUGACCAAGACUUAGGUCCCAAAAGAGGGGACACACAGACCAUAUUACGGGAAGACCUCAAUAACAAUAGGCAUGUACAAUAUAAAUUUGUUUCUUUUAUUAGAAGUUUAAGAGCAGGGAUCCCCAUCUGUACUAACUGUACUAUUGAUUCCAUCUAUCCAUCUCUUUUGGAAGUCCAAUAUUCACAAUUUUCUUGUUUUAUAAAAGUUUCAAAUCUUUGCAAUAAAUUACGCAAUUAAUCGUAAAGAAUCUCGCUAAAUUGAUCCUUGGUAAGAUGUGUUGUUUUCAAGUUAGAUCCUGAUGGCUAGCUUGAUGCUGGCAAUAACAUCACCUCCUUUAACUGUUAAUUAUAAAUGGUAUUAAAUUUUUACUUGUAUAAACCCAUUGCACCAAAUGCUUGCUGAUUUGUAGAAUUAUUGUUUGUUUUAUUAAAAUGUAUUUCGUCUUAUUAUUUUGAUAGUUUAAAUGCACAAUUCAACCAAUCCAUCUUUCCUCUUGUUUAUGAAAGCUGUAAUAAUUUCUAUCAAAGAUGAACCACACUACACCCAUACACCCAAUCUUUACAAAGUGCAAACCUUCCCCAAUUAUAGUAUAUGAAAUAAAACAAAUGACAUCCCUUGCUGUAAUGUAGCUAUUGGGACAUAAAUUAUAUCUCAGAAUGGUUUAUAUUUCUUAUUCUUUCAUGAAGAUAUGCUACUUGAUUAACUAUCAUAUGGUAACAAUUUAAUAGCAAGCAGAGUGAUACUUUUUCUUGGAAAUCAGCAUUCACAAGUCAUCACCACCUCUGUCACACACAAAAAAAUGUUUGCAUCGUCUCAUGUGUUUUCAAUUCUGACUUAACAGAGAAAACAGAGAGAACCGGAGGUCGUACAUUUCCCCUGGCACUCCCUUGAUUCUCGAGUUAGAAGAAGACUACGCAACAGCCACAGCCUCCUCUGAGCCGAACUCGCCAAGUUACCAUUACUUUGAUGCCAUCGACACAAUGGAUGGCGCCGAGGAGAGCCUCCUUAAUCACAGAAGGGUCGGGACACAAGGAGGCAGCGUUAAAAAGCAUUGACUCUAAUCAUGAUAUUAUCAUCAUUGUUAUUUAAUCAUUGCUGUUUUUGCAUAUUAUGUUCCUGUAUACAGUAAGUUAUGUUUCCCUGAAAGUGGGUUAUCUUUCUUUGAAUACCCUUCCACAGCCAAGCUCAAAAUUAGCAUAUAUGUUGAUUAAGGUGGUCAUAGUCAAUUUCAAGUGACGAACUAUAUAUAUAUAUAUAUAUAUAUAUAUUGGCUGUGGAGCAGUAUUCAAAGUGUACAGUGGAUUUACAAACUACUAGUCUUUGUAAAAAAAUAUUAUUUAUAAUACAAUAUGUUUAAAGUUUUCUAAAUGCUAGAAGUAGAAGAGUUAAUGAUAUCAGCAUUUACCUCCAAUCUGCUGUUUAUGUUAUACUCAUUCAUUAUUCAAGUUAGGACAAGGAAGUUGAUGUUCGAAUGUUUCAAUUUAUUUAUUAAACUUUUUAGAAUACUUAGUUGUUACUUUUGUGUGUGAAGGUGUGAAAUUUUGUUGUUGAAACAUACAAGAGAUCACUGAAUUCGAUGAAUAGAAGUAUAAUAUGAAUACCUCCUGAAGCAUAAAUCAAGUGCUUUUUAUGCACCACUGUUUUAGCCCUGAAAUAAGAUUUUCUUAUUUCAUCAUUCCAAUUGUAGGUCUUGAUAUGCAAACUGAUCUCCGACAUGCGAACUGUUAAUGAUGUUAAUAUACACUUGUCGGAGAGACCAUUUGAUUUUUAACUUAUUAAAACAAUUUUAAAUGCUUAGCAUCAAGCUAAUAAAUCCUGGAUUUUUAACAAAAUAUUUUAAAGCUUUUGCAACAAAAAUAACCUGGGGGUUUGAAAUUAAUUACCGAUACAUGUUUGAGCCAGCAAAACCUGAAGGUUAUUCAACGAAAUAAGAAUUUUGCUGAUGAUUACCUGUAGCCAAAGACAGUGUUGAGAUUCACCUGGAGUUUACCUCAUUCAGUUGGUACCUUUAUGCAAGCACUCAUUUAUGUUAAAUAGAUUUGUGAUAUUCUUAAUGUCACAUAAGCUUACAAUUUAUAAAUGUAAUGUGCUAAAAUUCUUUUUAUUUUUAUAUGGCAUAUUUUGUAACUGUUUUUUUUUUAAAUAAAUUUUUUUGUAAGAAAUAAACUAGAUCCAUUAAACAAG